Cololabis saira (Pacific saury) is the source of this 1756-nucleotide messenger RNA. It is a transcript of the gene marcksl1b, whose product is annotated as MARCKS-like 1b. The record is from RefSeq and is a predicted model, not a curated record. Gene Ontology annotation, cellular component: cytoplasm; plasma membrane. Bases 217 to 888 code for a protein of 223 amino acids. The transcript has 2 exons. Gene Ontology annotation, biological process: actin filament organization; central nervous system development. Lineage: Eukaryota; Metazoa; Chordata; Actinopteri; Beloniformes; Belonidae. Gene Ontology annotation, molecular function: calmodulin binding; actin filament binding.
AUUUAGAGGGUCUGUCUCUCCCGGGGUGUCGGUACUACUGCUGGAUUAACGGAGGGGAAGGAGCUGCUGCUGUUUCAAAGAAAAGCCCUCACACUUUUCAUCGCUUUAACAUUGGAUACGUGACUCGCCCUGGGGUUGGAUUAAUUUAAACCACUCUUUUUUAGUUUUUCUUUUUCAUUUGCUUUAGAAGACCCCCACCCAAACUCACUCAAGACAAUGGGUUCCCAGUCAUCCAAGGGAGAGGUGGCCGCGGAGGCGCCCGCUGCUGAUGCUGCAGCUGUCAAGACCAACGGACAGGAGAAUGGACACGUCAAAACCAAUGGCGACGUCUCCACAAAGCCUGAUGGGGAUGCUGCUGCUACCAACGGCUCGGCCGAGGCGGCCAAGGAGUCUGAGGCCGGGGCUGGGGGUGACGGCAUUGAGCCGGCACCUGCUGCAGAUGGAGAGGCUGCCAAACCGGAGGGCGAGGCAGCCGCAAAGGAAACCCCCAAGAAGAAGAAGAAGAAGUUCUCCCUGAAGAAGUCCUUCAACAUCAAACUUAAUCUGAAGAAGAGCAAGAAAAGCGAGGCUGUGAAAGAGGAGGUGGCAGCCGCGGCUGCCCCCUCUGAGGAGAAGCCAUCUGAGAACGGAGCGGCCGCCGCCGCCGCUCCUGCUGAGGAGAAGAAGGAGGAGGCGAAGGAGGAGGCUCCUGCCGCUACUACUCCUGCAGCCACUACUCCUGCCGCUACUACUCCCGCCGCCUCCGAGGCUCCAAAGGCCGAGGAGGCACCGGCUCAGGAGGAGGCGCCCAAGGAGGAGGCCAAAGAACCAGCUGCUCCGGCCCCCGAGGCCACGAAACCAACAGAGGAGAGCAGCUCAACCCCCGCUCCAUCUGAAAAGAAAGAGUGAUUGUACCUUUAGCUCACAGUGAACUCGGUGAACUGUUUUUCGAAAGAAAGCGAGAGAAAUAAAGAGAAUUUAAGAGUAUAUAUAUAUAUAUUUAUAUAUAUGUGUAUAUGUAUACAUAUGUAUAUGGAUAUAUGUAUAUGUAAAUAUAUACACAUGUAUGUGAAAGACUCGACGUGCCACUUUUCGUCAUGAUUACAAGACGACAGACUAGAUUCACUAGAUCACUUCCCUGGUUACUGCGCGACAUCUGGACCCAGACUGAGUUUGAGGCUGUGGGAUGGUCACUAUGUGGAAAAUGGAUUUAAACGGCUAGAACGCCAGCUAAUGACACCAGAAGUAGAGAUGGAUGGAAGGAUAGAUGGAGUUGAAGCAUCUUUUCCCUAAAAAUCUGCAGAUCAAGAUGCCUCCUUGCUGAAGGAAUGACGCUAGAUAAGAUACUAUGACACCACCACCACUUGAAAUGACUGUUAAAGAGAAAAAGAAAAAAAAAGAUGAAAUCAGAAAAUUAAGAGACUUGCCAACUUUUUACAUUCCUAUAUUUUAACCCAAAUUUGAAGUAUUUUGUGGUGUAUUAUAGAAAUCAUCUUAAAGAUUCAGAGAAGUUAUGACUCAUUUGUUAAAGAAACAAAAUAGACAAUUUUGAUUUUUACCUUGCUAUGAAAAAAAAGAACACUUAAGCUUGCUAUGUUCACUGUUGCGGUUUGAUAUGAAGCAGAGUUGUUUAUCUGUCGUGUGUGAGCCUGAAUCUGCUUUGUCUCUGUAAAUACAUUGGAUUGAUUUCUGUUCUUUAUUUUGCUAAUGUUGACAGAUGUUACUGGUUUUAUUGUAAACUUGAUAAUGGUAAAUAAAUGUUGGUUACCUGCCUGUU